Messenger RNA from Ornithodoros turicata, 1296 nucleotides. RefSeq names its product tigger transposable element-derived protein 6-like. Lineage: Eukaryota; Metazoa; Arthropoda; Arachnida; Ixodida; Argasidae. Bases 1 to 1296 code for a protein of 431 amino acids. Gene Ontology annotation, molecular function: DNA binding. The record is from RefSeq and is a predicted model, not a curated record. Gene Ontology annotation, cellular component: nucleus. The transcript has 3 exons.
AUGAACGCCAUACUGGAUUGGUUUCAUCGUGAGAGGGGAAUACGGAUUGUAAAGUCGACGUUGUCUGUUAUUCUGAAAGAGUCCGAUGCGUGGCUUCAAGUUUCUUCAGCGGACGCUUCGUCAAUGAGGAAGACGUCGUUGGAACUGGAAGCACUUGAGCGAUCUUUGGUGCUUUGGGUCGAAAGCAUGACAGAGCGCAAAGCCGUGGUCAGCGACAUGAUGCUUGUAGAAAAGGCCCGUUUUCUCGGUCCCCUCCAGGACUACAGCCCUGAAGACAUCUACAACAUUGAUGAAACGGCGUUGUUUUACAGGCUCGGGCCCACCAGGACAUUAGCCGCCAACCCUGUUUCUGGUACUAAACGCAGCAAAGCAAGACUCACUGUUGGUCUUUUAUGCAACGCCUCCGGGACAGAUAAGUGCAAGCCAGUGGUCAUAGCAAAAGCGAUGCGACCACGGGACUUCGGAAAGAAGUUUUCUCCAGAAAUUUACUGUCACUACCAUGCAAACGGGAAGGCUUGGAUGACGUCCGAUAUUUUUGUGGACACACUACGGCAAUUCAACAGGCGGCUGCAACGAGAAAAGAGGCAGGCGAUACUCCUUGUCGACAACGCAGGGUGCCACAAGCUUCGCAGCGACACGUUUACGAAUCUUCGGGUGGAGUACCUUCCAGCCAACUCAACCUCCAAGAUUCAACCCCUAGAUGCCGGCAUCAUCAGAGCAGCUAAGGUUGCAUACCAGAGGGAACUUAUGCGCCACUACAUAGCCCUUGCCGAGGCUGGGGAAGAGCAGACGGUGGGUGUCCGCUGGUGCAUAAGGACGUUCAGCCGAGUCUGGGCUUCUGUCUCAGAAUCGACGACCAGGAACUGCUGGAGACAUACUGGAAUCCUUCCCAGUGCAGCAUGUGACGACGACGGUAACGACGACGGCUCGUUCUCAGACGACGACCUGCCCUUAGCAGAAUUAGAAAGGCAGAUGCGUAUCUUGGACCCAUCACUUCCGGACUCGGCCGCAGAGGAGUGCAUUUCCUACACUGACGGUGACGAUAUAUGUGAGCCGCUUAAUGAUGAUACUUUGGCGCGGUUGUCAGGCACUGUGAACACAGACAGUGAACACAGUGAUAAUGAAGAGCAUCAGCCUGGCGGCGGAGAACCUGUGACAGCUGGAUCAGCGUGGAAUCACAUCGAGAGCGCGAUACGGUACUUUGAGGACCGUGUGGAUGAGUCAAGUGUCAGACUUCUGUCAUCUCUUCUAAACAGGAUAGACCCUGCAGAAAGCCAGAAGCUGAUGGACCAGUAG